AUGGAGCGGGGCCUGGCGGCCGGUGGUGGCGGCGGUGGCGGCGCCGGGAGUUGGCGUCGCCCUGGUUUAGUUGCAACGGAGGGUGGUGCAGCAGAGGGUGGCGCAAGAAUCCGCGGAGGUGGGACAGAUGAGCAUGACGAUACAACAGGCACAGGUACGCACGGAGAGUCGGUGUCUCGACGGAUGGAGCGCACAACAUUUCUUUGUUGGGACGACUUCGAGGCAGCUUUAGGGGAGUAUUGUGAGAGUACUUACCAGAUGUACAAGUACGUUCGCGACGUUGAGUUAUCAUUCCCUGUGAGGUCUAGUCAAACUUACCUUUAUUCAAUGUUCUUUUUACAGGAAAAGGAGUUCAGUCUCUAUUGA
Molecule: messenger RNA, 366 nt
Organism: Phytophthora sojae
Lineage: Eukaryota; Oomycota; Peronosporomycetes; Peronosporales; Peronosporaceae
Exons: 1
Coding region: 1-366 (121 amino acids)
Source: RefSeq, a predicted model, not a curated record